This is a messenger RNA of Camellia sinensis, 5543 nucleotides long. Its product is annotated as Pentatricopeptide repeat (PPR) superfamily protein. Lineage: Eukaryota; Viridiplantae; Streptophyta; Magnoliopsida; Ericales; Theaceae. Gene Ontology annotation, biological process: RNA modification. Gene Ontology annotation, molecular function: RNA binding; protein binding. The record is from RefSeq and is a predicted model, not a curated record.
UUUAACAUAACAAAAUAUAUUUUAAAAAGUUAAAAAAAAAUAAAUAAAGAGAAAAAAAAUAUUAAAAAAACACACAAUCAACUGUCAAAAGUUUAAAAAUUGAAGCAAAUAACACAAACAUAUCUAGAACUAUGUCUUUUUACUUUAAAUCAACAGUCAAAUGCAUGAUUUGGCGCUAAAAUUUUGAAAGCCCACCAAACACAAGCCAACGACCAAACCAAACAAACCCAUUUCAAAUUCAGUUAACUUUUUAGCCUCCAGGCUGAGAGAGUCAUGCCGGAUCUGCCUCCGAUUCAAUGCGUCACACAAGUCAUUUCAGAGUACUGCUACACAAACCAAACUCUCACUUUUUCAAUCACCAACCCAAUAAUUUCACUACAAUCCCACAACAAACAAGUCACCCACUUCUAUGCUCUGAAGCUAGUUCAAAUUCAGAGCGUCCUAUGUAUACCCAUCUCCUUCAUAUAUGUAUGCAACAAUGCAAACAAAUUCAAUCCCGCAGGCUGUUCGACGAAAUGCCCGAAAGACUUGCUUUUGCUUCAAAAGCCAGUAGGAUUGUCCAUGCACAUGGAUUGAAACUUGGGUUUGGAUCGGAUGGGCAGUUGGGGAAUUCCAUUGUUGAUUUGUAUGCCAAGUGUGGAAAUAUGGAGUUUGCUGAGAAGGCGUUUAAUGAGCUUAAAACCAGAGAUGUAGUGGCUUGGAAUUCGGUUUUGUCGAUGUACUCGAGGCAGGGAUUGUUGGAACGGGUGAUUCGGAAUUUUGGGUCCAUGAGGAAUCAUGGGGUGUCACCAAAUCAGUUUACUUUUGCUGUUGUUUUGUCUGCUUGUGCUAGAUUGAUGGAUGCUGAGCUUGGGAAACAAGUUCACUGUGAUGUUAUUAAGAUGGGGCUUGAGUUGAGUUCCUUUUGUGAAGGUUCUCUUAUUGACAUGUAUUCUAAAUUUAAUAAUGUGAUUGAUGCUCGUCGGAUAUUUGAUUGCGCUGAGGACCCCGAUACAGUUUCUUGGACUGCAAUCAUUGCUGGGUAUGUUCAAAUUGAUUUGCCUGAGGAGGCACUAAAAUUGUUUGAAGAUAUGCAGAAGCUAGGUCACUUCCUGGAUCAGGUGGCAUUUGUGACUGUCAUAAGUGCCUGUAUGGGGCUAGGGAGGCUUGAUGAUGCUCGCCGCUUGUUUUCCCAAAUACCAAGCCCGAAUGUUGUAGCAUGGAAUGUGAUGAUUUCAGGGCAUGCCAAGAGAGGCUAUGAAUGGGAAGCCGUCGAAUUUUUCCAAAAUAUGAGGAAAGCUGGUGUUAAAUCCACAAGAUCCACAUUGGGUAGUGUUUUGAGUGCUAUUGCAAGUUUGGUGAAUCUUGAUUAUGGCUUCCAGGUUCAUGCUCAGGCUACGAAACAGGGGUUAGAUUCUAAUGUUUACGUGGGAAGUUCUUUAAUUAACAUGUAUGCCAAGUGUCAGAAAAUGGAAGCUGCAAAGGAGGUGUUUGAUUAUCUGGAUGAGAAGAAUGUUGUUUUGUGGAAUGCAAUGCUUGGAGGUCAUGCACAGAAUGGUUAUGCCUCUGAAGUCUUGGAGUUAUUCUUUCGUAUGAGGAAUUUGGGUUUCCAUCCUGAUGAAUUUACCUAUACUAGCAUUCUAAGUGCUUGUGGUUGCUUGAAAAACUUAGAAAUGGGGCGCCAAUUACAUUCUUGUAUAAUCAAGAACAAACUUGAAGCAAACUUAUUUGUUGGAAAUGCAUUAAUUGAUAUGUAUGCUAAAACUGGGGAUCUAGAUGAAGCAAGGCAACAAUUUGAGCUCCUGAGGAAUUGUGAUAAUGUUUCUUGGAAUGCAAUUAUUGUUGGGUAUGUGCAGGAAGAAAAUGAGGACGAGGCUUUUAAACUGUUUUGGAGAAUGAACUCCAAUGGUACUGUACCUGAUGAAGUGUCCUUGGCCAGUAUACUCAGUGCUUGUGCAAAUCUUCGAUCUCUUAAUAAAGGAAUGCAAGUACAUUGUUUAUCGGUCAAAUAUGGUUUAGAAACUAGCCUUUAUAGUGGAAGCUCUCUUAUUGACAUGUAUGCCAAGUGUGGGGCCAUUGGCACUGCAUGUGAAGUUUUUGUUUCCAUGCCUGAGCGGAGUGUGGUUUCCACAAAUGCUCUGAUUGCUGGAUUUGCUCAAAACAAUUUAGAGAAAGCAGUAAACCUGUUUCAUUUUAUGCUCUCUGAAGGUUUGAAGCCAUCUGAAGUUACCUUUUCAUGUCUUUUGGAUGCAUGUUGUGGACCUUCUACUCUGAAUCUCGGAAGGCAAAUCCACUGCUUUAUACUGAAAACUGGGCUUUUAUAUGAUGAUGAUUUCUUGGGUGUCUCUCUUUUAGGCAUGUAUAUGAACUCCCAUGGAAAAACAGAUGCAAAUAUUCUGUUCUCAGAGUUCUCAACUCCAAAGAGUGUGGUAUUAUGGACUGCGAUCAUUUCAGGGCAUGCACAAAAUGAUUCUAGUGAGGAGGCUUUGCAGUUCUAUCGAGAAAUGCGAAGAUUUGAUGCCAUGCCAGACCAAGCAUCAUUUGUGAGUGUCCUUAGAGCAUGUGCCAUCUUAGCUUCUUUGAGAGAUGGUAGAGAGAUCCAUUCUCUCAUUUUCCAUACUGGUUUUUACUCCGAUGAGUUAACAGCUAGCGCAUUGAUAGACAUGUAUGCUAAAUGUGGGGAUAUGAAAAGUUCAGUGCUAGUUUUUACCGAAAUGAGUAGUAAAAAUGAUGUUAUUUCUUGGAACUCAAUGAUAGUAGGAUUUGCAAAAAAUGGGUCUGCAGAAGAUGCACUUCGGACCUUUGAUGAGAUGAAACAGACCCAUGUGAAGCCCGAUGAUGUGACUUUCCUUGGAGUUCUCACUGCAUGUAGUCAUGCAGGAAGGGUAUCUGAAGGCCGCCAAAUCUUUGAUAUUAUGGUUAAUUGCUAUGGGAUUCAACCAAGAGUAGAUCACUGUGCAUGUAUGAUCGAUCUUCUUGGUCGAUGGGGCUUUCUUGAUGAAGCACAGGAGUUCAUCGACAAACAAGAAUUUGAACCUGAUGCUAUGAUGUGGGCCGCAUUCCUUGGCGCUUGCAGAAUACAUGGGGAUGACAUAAGAGGGCAGUGGGCAGCUGAGAAACUCAUCGAGUUAGAACCCCAAAAUUCUUCUCCCUAUGUGUUGCUUUCGAAUAUAUAUGCUGCAUCGGGCAACUGGGAUGGGGUUAAUUCUGUGAGGAGAAUGAUGAAAGAAAAAGGUGCGAGGAAGUUCCCUGGAUGUAGCUGGAUUGUAGUGGGACAGAAGACAAAUCUAUUUGUUGCAGGGGAUAAAUUUCAUCCCAGUUCUGAUGAAAUACAUGCAGUGUUGAAGGAUUUGACAGCAUUGAUGAAAGAUGAGGGUUAUGUUGCUAAAAUUGAGUAUUUUCUCCACAUGGAAGACUAAGAGAGUGGCUCUUCUAUGAGGAGGACAAUGACAGAAAAAGGUAUGAUGAGUUUCGCUCAAUGUAGCUGGAUUUUGGUGGGAGGGUUUUUUACUAAAUUGAAUUUUGUAUUUUUUUUCCCCCUCCGCAUAGAAGACUAAGAGUGUGGCUCUUCUCCUGUCAAGUCACUUAAGCAGAGACCAAGCCAUCCAGUGAUUCCAGUCGAUGAAUGGUGGCACAGGAUAAAUUUGUGUAGAACUCAUGUGCUCAAGUCUGGAGGACAAUUUGUCUAGAAAGUGAGGGUAUCAUGCAAGCAACUCCAUUUUUUAAAGUGGUCGAACGGCUCAAACCCAACAGACAUGCAAAGUGACUCGAUGGCCAUUGUCAAAAACCGAAGGCAGGGAGUGAAGCCCAUUUUUGGACAUCACAUCACACAUUAUGUAGUGAAGAAUUUCACAGUUCUGGUAAUGGUACUGCAUGUUACUCCUAUGUAUGCAUUCCGGAGUGACGCUCAUGCCACAAGUGGGUACCUGGACUGACAAUGCAUCAAUUCCUGAUUGUAGCUUAUGUAGAAUGAGAUACUUUUCUCUUAUCUGCUUUCACAGGACAGGAUUACCCUUCAAUGAAGAUAGAAAUUUAGAUUUGGGUGUUAUGUUAAGUUACCAACUUUAUCCAGGAAAUUCCUCAAUCCCCCCCCCGCCCCCCUCUUCCUCUAAUAGUUGUUGUGGGUUCUAGUCACCUUGUUCCACUAGUUCAUUUCCACCUAUUUAUUGUGCAUUGAACAUGUGCAAAUAAAUUCCAUUACUUGAAGCAUCACUUUCUUGGGGUUUCUGUAAAAUUUCAAUUACCAAUAAGUUUGUUUAGUGACCUUAUGCCUAUACUUAGAAGUAGAUAAAUUUGAAAAAGAAAAUAAAAAAUUGUAAUGCAUAGCCGUAAGCGCUUUGUUUAAUUGCUGAAAACUAUCCUUGCCUGUUUCAGUGCCCCUUUUUUCCUUUUCUUUUUUUUUUCAUUGGUCUACCUAUAAAUUAAAACUCAAACCUGUAAGAUAAAGUAGCUCUUGAAAAUUCUGUACAAACCAAACCAUUACAAUGUAGUUAUGUAAAUACUUUGAUAAGAGUAUCAAGAAAAUUGAAGCACAGUUCUAACCAGUCCUUCCCAAAUUUUACGGGUGGAGAUUGCUUAAAGCGAAUGAAAGUUAGUGACAUGUGAAACCUACAUUCCCACAAAGAUACACCGUCCAUCAACCAAAUAUUCAUAUCUUAUGGUCUAGGAAUAAAAGCCUCCUAACAUGUAGAUUUUAAGUGUUCUCCAAAACAAUCAAUGAAAACAACUAUGCAUAUCGUAGCAUGAGUGUCAAGUCUCAGGAAACUUGGAAGCAUUGUAGGCACAACAUUAUCAGAGCCUUCACUACAAAUAGGUACCCAGAAACACUUCCUUCACCACAUCAAGCCAUUCCAAAACGUGAAUUUUCACAACAUCCAAAUGGCCUCUCCUCUUCCUGACCUUGACUUCCCACAUUUUCCUGCCCCACCACCUCCGGCAGUGAAACCCCCGCCACCACCUCGCACCAUUCCUCCUCCACCUCCCCAUAUCAUUCCGCCACCACCUCCGUCGUCACCGCACCAUGGUGGCUCUACUGUUAUAAUUAUCAUUUUUGUCUCGUGUGGUUGUCUCCUUCUCCUUGCAUUCUUUGCGAUUGCUCUCUUUUGCAUCAUCAUCAAGAAGAAGAAGAAGAAGGAGAAGGUACAAGAAACCGAUAUUGUACAUGUUCAUGAACACUUGAAGGUGAAGGAGGCUGUUGUGAAGGGACCUCGUGGAACGGAAGCUAUGACGCUAGCGAUUGAUGAUGAUGUGGAUGUUGAUGAAGAGAUCCGCAAGGAGGAGAAAUUUAAAGGUACACAUGCUAAACUUAAAUCUGCAGACGACAAUCCUAGUGCCAUUGAGGAAGGAGUAUCCACUUCCCAUUCAAGUCAACACCAUCUGGGACCCGAACCCUGAUUAAGGACUGCUCUAUGAUCUUUUCUCUUCAACCUGAAGACUUUAUGCUCAUUUGUAUAGAUAUGGUGUAAUAAACACAAUUGGAUUGGCAUGUACUGAUAUGGCUUUGUAUUUGUUCUUUUGUAUUUUCCAUUAUCAUUAUUAUAUUAUAUUCCUGGUUGUUAUGGAAA